CGGGGCUGCGGCCGACUCUAAACAUCAACAGCUUGACCUGGGGCCGAUCCCCUGGAGCCAAUCUGUUUCUUAUGCAGUCCUGUGUUUUUCUUCUUCCUGCUGACUUAAUAUAUAUCUUCAUGCCCGUUGCUCCUCCCUCUCGCCAUCCUUUUCUCCCUCGGUGUAUUACCUCCAUCUCGAGUACGCUUUUUCUUUUUACCCGCCAGAAAAGCUACCCCUCCUCUUUGUUUUCCUUUCAGUCCCUCUCUUAGACUCUCUCUCUCUCUCACUCUCUCUAUCUGUCUUACGCAUAAAGAUUUGCAAUUGCCCUUUUAUUUUUAAUACUUCCCCUCUUUAAUCUUGCUCGGCAUACUUCACCGGCUCCUCCCACUACUUGCCCCUCGUUAAUUCAGCAUCGACUCAUUCUUGGUUAUCCCAACUGGAUUUGGCAUUCAACUACAGAGCUUUGCAUACACACACACUCACGCAACCCACGCUAAACAAACCAUACUUUUGUUCCAAUUUUUGGAUAAAAGUACCUCUUUCGCUAUCUAACUUCGACACUUCGUCUCUUUUCCGAGUCAUCAUCCUCACCUUCGUCGCCACCUGCUCCGACCACCUACAAGCCCUUGCUUUUACGCACAAGCCAUCCAUUUUAGACUUUCACCCAGACGGAUCUCACCGAACGGAAACUCUCAGCAUCCCACCGUUCCAUCUUUCUAGAUUUAGAAUUAUUGUUUUUAUCCUUUAUCGGCAUCUCCUUCUUUCGAAAGCAUUACAGCAUUGCGACGUCAUCGCAUCUCGCCUCGCUUUUCUGACGACAUUUCAAAACCCACGGCGUUUUACAAACAAACAGCAUUAACAGGUUUCAUCCUGCCCGUCUCUUCUUUUAAUAUCCUCUGCACCCCAAUCAUCUCAUCAUUGCAAAAAGAAUGUCUCCUACACAAGUUCUACCCGCUCAAUCCGUUGAACUACCCACUCUUUCUUCUGCUUCUCGCGUCAAGAAGUCCACCAUGUCUAGCAGCGGCCGCGCCUGGAGGGAAGAUGAGGAAGCUUACCUUCUUCGCACCCGUCUGCAAAAGAUGCCCUACAAGCACAUCGCCGCCUACCUCAACAAGACAGAGCUCGCUUGCCGCCUGCACUACCACCAGCUCUCCCAUGGAAGUGGCCGCCGCAAGAGAGCUUCGUCUGGUUCUCCCGGUUCCGACAGAUCUCCAUCUCUUGCUGCGUCUGCUCCCAGCCCUGCCGGCUCUCUGUCCCCCCCUCGCCCCUACGACCAGCACUACAUUGUAACGCCUCCCACGGCCCACGAUGUCCAGCUGCCCAGCAUCGUCUCCCACCACAACUCGCCUCGCGUUCACAACAUCCUUCCCAAGCCCAAUGCCAUGGCUUUUGGCUCCAGAGCCACCUCUCCGCCAGAAUACGUCCCUGCUACUCCUGAGAGCCGCCACCGCACACCUCUCCCUCCUCUCACCUUUAGCAGCUCGCGCUCCCCCGGCGGCAACGCUCUCCAAAUCAGUGCCCCUCCCCGAGGCGAAUCUUCAUUCCCUUCUAGCUCGACACACACUCCCUCUCACGUCGACCUGUCCCGCCUACAGGCUGUGUACGAGUCGCACCGCAACAAGUUCUGGGACGCCAUCGCCUACGACUACGGAUAUCAGGCCUCGCCGUCGAGCCUCGAGAAGGCAUGGAAGACUGGCCGCUGCUGUAGCCCAGUACUACCUCCUUUGGCUAGCCCCAAAGAAGACGAGCGCUUUCCCAUUCCUCCCCGUGACAGAACUCGCAUCUCUUCGAUUUUGGACUCGGAUCCCUUCCGCGGAGGACGCCGCCUAUAAGCCGGCCCACCAACAAGCAAAAAGCUCAAUGACGACAAAGCGACACGACGUGAUGGAUAGUUAAUGGGAUAGACGGGAUACAAAUUGAGAAUAUCAAGGAAAGCGUUAUGUUUAUUUUCUUUUUCUUUUUUUAAGCCACUCUCUUUUAUGUUUGGAUGGGAGCAUGACGGCGCGUUUGGUAUUUUGGGUCCUUUGCCUUGACAUGCCUAGACAUGUUGAGGCUGGCUGACCCUUGGAAUCAUCUUUUAUUCGGAGUUUUGAAUUUUGGUCUACUUGUUUGUCGUUUUUCCUGCUAGCUGCAUUAUUCUCAGACCCCAGCAUGAGAAAUGCACCAAAAAUAAUUACAUGAAACUUGGCAUCGCACAGAUUCGAAACGUC
[Torrubiella] hemipterigena is the source of this 2192-nucleotide messenger RNA. The record is from the annotation of a GenBank genome assembly. Lineage: Eukaryota; Fungi; Ascomycota; Sordariomycetes; Hypocreales; Clavicipitaceae.